AUGCUUGAUGAUCCGGCAAGCCCCACUAUCUACCGAGUCUCUGGUCAACCUCCGUACCCGGGUCCGAGUAGCCCCGGCUUUCCGGCCGAUAUCAUCCCUCGGCAGGUUACACUUCGUGAUCGCCAGACAGUGGCCACUAUUGUCCCGUUUGCCUCGAAACACCAGGUCCCAGAGUCACUGAUUGCGUAUCUAUGUGACCAGAUCAAUAAGGAAAUUGAAGGCGGCGAUACGUAUCCUAUGAUGGAGCCUUUCGCCGCCGACAAGUUCGGUUCCUAUUGGUUUCAAAAUUUUGGCGCCAUCAUGCUUCUUGGUAAUGUUGAGCGUGCUGAGGAUAUAGUUGAAGGCAAAGAUUGGUCCCGCGAAUGCCUGGGAAGUUUCUAUAUCAAGCCCAACUACCCCGGCCGUAGCAGCCAUGUAUGCAACGCUGGCUUUUUGGUCACUGAUGCCGCCCGUAACCGCGGUGUUGGUCGUCUGAUGGGUGAGGCUUAUCUAGACUGGGCUCCUCGUCUGGGAUAUACUUACAGUGUAUUUAACCUGGUGUACGAGACAAACGUGGCAUCGUGCCGCAUCUGGGACGCUUUGGGAUUCAAGCGCAUCGGCCGCGUCAAGGGUUGUGGAAAUCUUCGCAGCUACCCCGGCCAACUGAUUGAUGCCAUCAUUUAUGGCCGGGAUCUGUCACCGCGCGAAAGCGAGGAACUCGUGAGUGAAGAGCGUUUUGACAAAAUCAAGUUCUACCUCAAGUACGGCGAGUACCCGAACGGCGCUGACCGCGCCGAGAAAAGCAGGCUCCGGAGCGCAGCGACACACUAUAAGCUUCUCGACGGCGACAAGCUCAUGCUCAAGGACAAAGAGGUGAUAUCUGACCCAACUCGCCAAUUCGACAUUGCUCGCCAAGUGCAUGCCCAGCAGCACGGUGGUAUCAAUAAGACAACCGCUACUAUUGCAGAGAAGUACCAUUGGAGCCGUAUCAAGGAGACAGUCAGCGAUGUCAUUCGCAGUUGUAUGGAGUGCAAGGAACUCGGCAAGACACCUAACCCUGGCGGUGCGCGGAAAGCAGCAUCUUCAGGCAACAACGGUGGGAAGAAAUCAGGGGUAGCAAGGGGAGAUUCGAAUGAACAUCAAGUAGAAACGACGAGCCCGUCUACGACACAAAUGCUAUCACUGCAAGAUCACAGCAUAAUAUCGACACUAUCGCAACAACGCCCAGAUCACGACCACCUGCCUAAUCCUUAUGCUAACCCAGCUGAUAUUUCUCUAAUUCCACAUUCUCACACCCUUCAAAACAGCACCUUACAGCAUCCACUUCACUCGCAAAAUCCUAUGCUUCAAGAUCCCCCAUCCGGCCACCACCCACAUGAUCACUCUGUUUAUCAACCCAUCGACCCGCAAAUCAUCAACCAAUCUUCACCACACGACCUCGGUCCCUUCGAUCAAUACCACUCGCCUGCUGAUUUCCAAGCAUUACUCAACGCGACUGAGGACGUAGGACAAGAUGUCGUGGACCAGGAUUUGGAGAUGUUGAUAGAUCACCAAGAUGAUGACAAUGUUAUGGAUGGAACUGUUAAUAUGAGCGGCAUCGGUGUUGGAGAGACGGAGAAUCAGGGGUUGGUGCACAAAGAAAGGAGCUUGUAUGAUGUUGGGUUUGGAGAGCCAGGGGGGUAA
Messenger RNA from Fusarium poae, 1662 nucleotides. RefSeq lists its product as uncharacterized. NCBI's taxonomy places the organism in Eukaryota, Fungi, Ascomycota, Sordariomycetes, Hypocreales, Nectriaceae. Bases 1 to 1662 code for a protein of 553 amino acids. The record is from RefSeq and is a predicted model, not a curated record. The transcript has a single exon. Gene Ontology annotation, molecular function: acyltransferase activity, transferring groups other than amino-acyl groups.